Molecule: messenger RNA, 4889 nt
Organism: Durusdinium trenchii
Lineage: Eukaryota; Dinophyceae; Suessiales; Symbiodiniaceae
Source: the annotation of a GenBank genome assembly
AUGUUCUUCAUUCCCGGAGGGCUUCCUCUUGGUGGCAAAGGAGAAGAGGAAGACAACGAAGACGGGCACGGGCGCACGGUUCCCAGUCCACAGGUGGACAAUAGCCGUUUCUAUGAUCUCCUGGGCGUGAAGAAAGACGCCUCUCCGGCAGAGAUCAAGAAGGCCUAUCACAAGCAGGCUCGAGAGAAGCAUCCGGACAAGGGUGGAGACCCCGAUGAGUUCAAGGAAGUGAAUCGAGCCUUCGAGGUGCUGAGCGAUGACGAGAAGCGGCGGAGAUAUGAUCACACCGGCGAGGAAGGGCUGGAGCACGAGGAUGCGGGACAGGAUCUCUUUUCCCACCUGUUCGGGAAGGGCAGCGGCCGUGGAGCUAAACCAAGCCGGCCGAAGACCUCUGAUGUGGUGCGGCCCAUCUGGGUGACCUUGGAAGAGCUCUACACGGGGAUCACUCGCCAGCUGCCCAUCCUGCGGAAGGUGGUGGAUGAGUCGGGCCAGUCCUGCCGAUGUGACGUUUGCGAUGGUAAGGGCGUAGCCUUGCAGGUCGUGCGGAUGGGCCCCUUCGCGCAGAAGGUGCAGCAGACCUGCGAGAAGUGCCAAGGCACUGGGCAAGCCCUUAAAAUGCGGAGCCAACGCGAGGUGUUGGAGGUCUUUGUGGAAAAGGGUUCGCCCAAUGGCCACAAGAUCAUCCUCCACGGCAAGGCCGAUGAAGCGCCCGGCUGCGAGCCGGGUGACUUGGUCGUGGUGGUGCGCGAGCAGGACCACCCCAAGUUCAUGAGGAAGGAGGCUGAUCUCUACCUUUCAGUGGACCUUACACUUGCGGAGGCUCUCACUGGCUUCAGGCUGGUCGUCCACCACUUGGAUGAUCGGAAGUUGCUGAUCCAGAGCAAGAAGGGUGAAGUGCUGCGACCCCGGCACAGUGGACUGGUGCUCAAAGCUGUGAAAGGUGCUGGUAUGCCGAUCCAUCAGGACCCCUUCAACUUCGGAAACCUCUUCCUGGUGGUCACGCUCCUCUUCCCGGAGGCGAUGCCGGAGACGGUGACUGCGCCCCUUCGGCGGAUGCUGGGGGCGGAGGAGACCCGCUCGGAGAACAUGGAGGACCUCGAAGAGGUCUUCUGUGAAGACUUAGACCCUUUGCAGUCGGCCAAAGCCAGCAAGAAAGUCACCACUCAGGCAUAUGAUGAGGAUGAUGAGCGCGGGCCUUGGGAAACGCAUGGGGCGGCAUGGUCUGGAGUGCAAGCAGCAGUGAAGGGCGGCGACGCCUUGCCUUGCGCGUUGCGGAUCGAAGAAUUUCCAUCUCCCUUGGUCAGAGGCGACGUGCUGGAGGGCACCAGUCGCGCAAAGGUGAUGAAGUGGAGCUUCCGUGUGACCCGUGAGGAGAUCAAGGAUCGCUUGGAUCUCUUGGACCAAUCCUUCUACGACUACGACUUCCGGGACGCCGUGUACUUGAGACGUGAGGAGGAUGCGGAUGAGGACACCUUGCUGGAACGCUUGCUGCAGUACUAUGUGAGCUCUGGCAUCAAGUCCUGGGGGCAGUCCACACACCCUGAUAACUUGGACUUUUGGCUGGCACAGGAAGGAGGUGUUGCACGAACCUGUGAGAUGCUUUUGGCACUCGAGGUGCUGAACUUCUAUCGCUGGAUUUGCCGACUGAGCCGCUUUCAGGUCGAUUCCUUUUUACAGGAACUGGCUGAUCUCUUCAUCCAGGCGAUCCAGAAGCGCUCGGACCGGCCCCUUUGCAAGGCCACGGAGGAUCACUUGGGCUUGAUUUCCGCCAUCGAAGACUUUGUGGCAGGCGAAAGUGGUCGGCUGGCCAUCGUCACACAUGUGCCUGGGGCUUGUGAUGCGGCGCGGCAACUGUUCUACGGUUUGCCCUCAACAACCACCUCCGAUGGAGGCCCACAGGUCUUGAGCGGCACGACCGAUGUGAGCCUCCCGGUGAAGGGCGAGGUCUGUUUGGAGCCCUAUUUGCCACUCUUCCGCCUUGCAGAUCCAGGAGAGGUGGCCCGCCGAGCCUCCAAGCCAACGGAGCUGGCGGAGGAGGACCAGAAGCAUAGGUACGCGGAGGGCAUCCGGACGAUGCCCGUGCCGGACGGCCCUCCUGCAUCCUUGCCCACUCCACCGGGCGCUCCCCGUUUUGCAGGAGAAGGUUUCAGCUUCACCAUGGAUCGCUGGUGGCGUGGUUUGUCCAGCAGAGGGAGAUCUAGGAAGUCUCCAUGCUGGGGCGAUUUGCGGGGAGUGUGCUCCUUUCGGCGAAGCCUUCUGGACCCCAGGGUGUACAGCAUCGGCCUUCUCCGACGUGGCUGCAACUUUUGUGUGCUGUGCCCGGCAGACAUCUUUGAUGGGCAACCACCUGAGGACAUCCAUGAGGAGCCAGCUCCAGAGGAUGACUUCUUGGAUCCAGACCUUGAAACCAAUGACAAGGAAGUGGAGGCGGAAGUGAAAGCCACAAUUGGGAAAGAAUACAGAGCCCUUCUGAAGUGGCGCGAGGCCGAGCCCUGGAAGAAGAUGGUCAAGACGCGAACCAAGAAGAAUGUGGGCAACUUUCACAUGCACGAGAAGCUCACGUCCUUGGAUGAAGCAGUGGACUUCGACGACAUGGCUGGAUGGCCCGUCUUGCGGGGAACCUUCAUGGAGAAAGAUCUACAACAUGAUCCCAUCCUCUUCGCACGCCGUGCGCAGGACAGCAUGGACGCACAAAUGCGGACGGAGCAUGCCUUGCGGUUGGAAGGGAAACUGGUCGAGAGCAACACUGCGAAGAAGCGUUUCGAACACUUUGUUGAGGAAGAUGAGCUUAUGGAGCCCAUUAUGGUGUGCUUUCCUCCUCCGGGCAUCGUCCCCAUCGAGAUGGUUUGCGAGGCAGAGAUGAUGCCUUGGACCAUCUCCCCUGAUCCUUAUCGGCUCUCGCCCACCUUGGACUGCCGCGUGCAAAUCUUCCGGGUGCGAUUGGACACCCAAGCUCACACGGCGCAACGGCUUUCAGAAGUGCCGCUCAUGAACUUCUGCGUGGACUCCACGAACUCGCUGGGCUUUUGCGUCAUCUUCACGCCCAAAGUCCAAGUCGUGGCGGGCGACGAAUUCGAGGUGGUCUUGACCGGCUUGAGAGAUCAGCACACGCCCAUGGGAGCCGUUUGCAACUUGCAGUACUUCCUCUCCUUCCAAAGCUUCGGGCGCCAUCAUCAAGAUCAAGACUCACUUUCGCUGCGUGCGGCUUCUUGGUUAACCAAGUUGCAGACGCCCUCCAUUUGGGAGGAGGUGGCCUUCACCUCCGGGUCCGAGCAAUCCGACCGUGGCGUGGAUGAACGCUUGGGCUCGGCCAAGCGUGUCACCACCAACACCGCGCUGGACCGCUUUGGCCUGAAAUCCGGCCUCAAGAAUCAGAACCAUGAGAUCAGGCCCGACGAGUUGAAGAAGGGAGGGCGCCUGGUACAGCUGCGCUUUGAGGAAGUGAAGACCGCCCCAGUCUCGUUCGAUCAGAAGCGUCCGCCUCCUUUGGGCGUUGUGAAGCAUCCCAAGGGUGAACGCACCCGGCAGGGCUACCACGUGGAGGUGACCGGGAAUGAGAUCAUGUUGUCACUGAUCCACCCCAGUAGCAUCGUCAUCAAGGCCACUUUGUCCUGCUUCUUGAAGUCUCAAGCGAAAUGGGAGGGCAUCAGCCACGGAGUGUGGCCCAUGUACUUCGAUGAGCCGUCGAUGGAGCAUUCCAGGGAUCUGACCGAAGGCCCUGAGGCACGUCACAAGCGGCAGUCGCGUGUGGUCCUCACGGUGAUGUUGCCCACCUGCGGGCAAUACGAGCUCCGCUUCCAAUGGGGUUUAGUCCCCUUGACCAGCACCGAUGCGGGGCUUUGUCGCAUGGUGAACUGCGGCGUCGCCCAGUGGGAACAUCCGCUACGGAUCUCAUUGCGUUGCAAAAAGCCUGAGUCGGAGUUCAAGCACUUGGUGCCCUCCUUGCUGCACACCUCCAUGCAGAGAUACGGGUACCCGAUGAAGCAUCCCUUGGCCGAGCAGUUUGGCAUGACCCUUCUCCAGCCCAUGAGGCACCGCUUGCGCAGCGGACAGGACAUUCGCUUCAUGGUCUACUCCAUGCAGGCUGAAGUGGACUCCAGCCACUUUGCCAAGUUGGCGCAAGAGGCCACUUCGCAGAGAAGAGGAGCCGAUCGCAGGGCGAGCCACAUCAAGGAGGUGAUCUCUGAAGAUGGUGGCAAGAAACCCACCAGCGAAGAGUUGCGGCACAGGAUCCGCUCAGCGCUGAAGCCCUGCAUGCGCUGUGGCUCCUGCAAGGGUCCGGCGCGCGUGGUGGCCGUCGUGGGGAAUUGGCAGCGGGUGCAAGUCCUGUCCAGGCGGCUGUUGUCCACCGACACCUCCAGCAGGGCCGAGGUGCAUGAAGGUUUGGUCCGCCUCACCAGCGAGGACAAAGCACAGACGAUGCAACUGGUCGUGUUUCAGGUGGCCAGCGAUGUGGCCCUUGACGAGUUGUUGGCCGACCGUGUGAAGAAGUCCAAGGACAAGGAACCCUUCGUCAGGAAGGACAUCCCCUUCGAAGGCGCUCCCAUGCUAGGUGGCACCCCGCGGCCCAAUUACUGGGUCCUGGCGGAGUUCCAGGUUGAUAACACCUCCACUCCUUUGCCCUACGACGAGGAGGAGAUGCUCAAGCCGCCACCCCCGCCGCCGGAUGCCAUCGAGUUGAUCCGGAACCUGGAGGUGGGUCGUGCAGUGAAGCUGGAUCACCAGGGUGGCGAGGAGGAUCUUCCACAGAAGUCCCAACAGCCCAGUGGGAGUGGAGGGCGAUGGAGGGGCGGUCAGUGAGGGCCCCGCGCCCAAUGCCGCAUGAGCGGACGCCAGCGGCGACGCCACACGCGAGUCCAGCAGAUAGCUUGAUCCUGCCAAGAAACUAA